ACCAGGGCUCACUAUAGCUAGCCCAUCUUGCGGACGGUAACCCCGUUCACUCCGAGGGUUAUGUCGAUUCCGCUGCCGGCAAACUUCCGGCCGUGGAAGAUCAAGGCCUACAAGGGGACGACGGACCCCCAAGAUCAUUUGUCUAAGUUCUAUGCUUCUAUGGAAGCGGCGGCAGCCCCGGACGAGGUCAAGUGCCGAUGCUUUCUCGCGACGCUGGAGGGCUCCGCAUGCGAUUGGUUCAACCGGCUCCCGAGGGGAACCAUUGACGAUUGGGAUACACUAGCGGAGAAGUUCUUGACGCAUUUCGCGGCCAACCAAAGACAGAGGCUACCUUACUCCCACCUGCUCAACAUCUGCAUCCGCAAAGGAGAGAAGAUCCGCGACUUCAUAACCCGGUGGGAGAAGGAAGCCAGAGACGUGCAUGGGGCGGAUGACCAAGCUUUGGUGGCCAUGUUCCAAGCAGCCCUUCCCCGCGGUGAGGUGAGGAAGGAGCUCCGCAAGAAUCCUCCCCCCACGUACCAAGAAACCUUGGCGCGCGCUAAGUUCUUGGCCUCGGAGGAGUUCGAUGAUGCCCCUGACUCCGAGGCCGCGCCGGCCAAGCGAGCUCCCGCAGAUUCAGAGGAGAUAUUGAAGAAGAGGAAAAAGAAGAAAGACUACACCGUGGGCCCGAGGACGCCCUCGGCGGGUGUGUACUCUGUGGGCGCGCCCGCGGGGACGGGUCGAGAGCUGGCCCUCUCCCCGCUCCCGCACGUAGAAACCUAUGCGGUGUCCAUCGGUGCCAAGUACUGCGAUUAUCACCGCAACAGCACUCAUAACACUAAGGAAUGCUUCACUCUCCAGAAGGAGAUGCAGCGACUCAUCGCCCGAGGGCCGGCUCCGCGAGACGAUGGAGCAGCUCCUUCCCGGGGUCCGCCAGAAGGAAGAACGUGGAGGAAGCCGACCGAGCCGGUAGCGGUGGCCACGCAUGCGAGGAACCCCGAGAAGAGGCACAUUGGGCAAGAGUGUGAUGACCUAGACGAGGACGAAGCCCAAGGAUAUCCAGUGGGAUUCAUCCACGGAGGAAAUAUCGGCGGGGACUCCGCCGCUCAAAGGAAGAGGUGGAAGCACAUGGCCUUCGUCGCCAACGUCCAACAGGCGCCGGCGCCCAAGCUCAGAAGACGAGAGCAAAUCCAAUUCACGGAGAAGGAUCUUCCGAACACGCCGAGCCCUCACCGGGAUGCCUUAGUUGUGAGGAUAGAGAUCAACAACGCCAUAGUGCACCGCACCUUGGUGGACACGGGAAGCUCGGUCAACAUAAUGUAUGAGAAGACCUUUCAAGACCUCGGCUUGGACCGCAAAGACUUAAGGCCCGUGCGCACUCCUCUCUCCGGGUUCACGGGGGACUCCAUCGAGGCCGAAGGAGUCAUCACCGUGCCCGUGAUAGUAGGGGAUGGUGCGCACAAGGCCAAGUUGAAGAUGGAGUUCAUGGUUGUGAGCAUCAGUUGCGCGCACAACAUGAUCCUAGGACGGCCCGGCCUUGAGGACUUAGAAUGUGUGAUCUCCCCAUACUACUUGUGCAUGAAGUUCCCCACUCCUUCGGGAAUCGGGGUGGCGAGGGGAGAACAAAAGUUAGCUCGAUCGUGCUAUGUCCGAAUCACAAAGAAGUUGCCAAGAGAUGAGACGUUGGUCGUGCACGCGCAGGAGGAAAUGCGGAAGCUGGAAGCACGGCCGAAGGCCGAGCCCGCUGAGGAGGUCGAGGAAGUGCCGCUCGACCCACAGAUACCCGAGCGGAAGGUUAAGAUCGGGGCGAGCCUAACGAGGGGCCAGCGGAAGCGCUUGGUGGACGUGCUCGCCGCCUACCGCGUGAUCUUCGCGUGGGGACCCGGGGAUAUGUCGGGGGUGGACCCCAAAGUCAUAUGUCACCGCUUGGCAGUCAACCCGGAGUCUAGGCCGGUGAAGCAGAAGAAGCGGUUCCUCUCAUCCGAGCGGAGGGAGUUUGUCUCCAAGGAGGUGGCCACCCUCCAGAGCAUUGGGCAUAUCAGGGAGGAAGAAGAACAGGUUCCUAUCAUCAAGAAGACCAUGGCACUCAAAAUUGAUGACCAUCCGGAAAGCGAAGGAGAAAGUGAUGAGGAGCUUGCCAUGUUCAAGAGAUACAAGAAGUUUAUGAAAUGGAACAAGGGCGAAUCCUCAAAAAGAUUUCCAUCAAAGAAAGCGUGGCUGCAUUUCCAAAGCUUCACCGCCGGAAAUCUAGAUCAUGGCCGGAAGAACAUUCCAAGCCGGUGUAUCCAAGGACAAUCUACUACACGUCCUCCAUUCUUUGAUGGUACAAAUUAUGCAUAUUGGAAGGAAAGAAUGAGGAUAUUCAUACAAUCAAAUGACUUCGACUCAUGGAUGGUAAUCAAGCAUGGAAACACUACCCCUGCAAAUAUUGUUGAUGGAAUUCGUGUUCCCAAGUUGGAAUCCGAAUAUGAUGAUCAAGACAAGAAGAACGUCAUGCAAAAUGCCAAAGCCAUCAACUAUCUUUAUUGUGCUGUGAACCCUGAUGAUUAUAGGAAGAUAUCAAGAUACAAAUCCGCCAAUGAGAUGUGGACUAAACUCGAAGUCACUUAUGAAGGUACAUCUCAAGUUAAAGAUGCUAAAGUUGACAUCUUAUUGCAUGAAUAUGAAUUAUUCUCAAUGAAGGAAAAUGAAAGCAUUGAUAGUUAUUUUGAGAGAUUCUCUACAAUCAUCAACAAUCUUAACACGCUCGGAAAGUAUUACACCGAUCAUGAGCUUGUCCGGAAAAUUCUGCGUUGUAUGACUUCUGAGUGGAAAUCCGAGGUGAACGCCAUAACUGAAGGAAGGGACUACAAUGUCUUAACUUAUGAUACUCUUCGUGGGAAACUACUCACAUAUGAAACUACUACUCCUCAUCUACGUGGUGAAGACAAAAGGAGGAAAUCUAUAGCAUUGAAAGCCACCAAGGAAGUUGUAGAGGAAAAUGAAGAAGAUGAUGAUGAAUCACUUAAUUUAGAAGAUAAUCCCGAACUUGCUCUUGUCAUCAAACGCUUCAACAAAUUUAUCAAGAAAAGCUUCAAGCCAAGGAGAGACAAUAGCAAGAAAGCUACACCACCUAAAUGCUAUGAAUGUGGAGAGAUAGGGCACAUCAAGCCUUAUUGUCCUAAGUUGAAGCAAGGGAAGGACAAGAAGUUCAAGAAGAAGCAAAAAGCAUACAUCUCAUGGGAGAGUGAUCAUUCAUCUUCCGAAACAAGUGAUGAGGACGAAGAACAGCAAAUCUUUGUCUAAUGGCUACCGAGGAAGAGGUAUCUUCUAAUUCUUUUUCAACUCCUUUAUCGUCUUCAAGUAAUUGUUUUUCAUUGGAUGAGUUACAUAGUGCAUUUAGUGAUCUUUAUGGUGAAUUUAUCAAUUCCACCAAAGAAGCUAAAUUUGCCAAGGAAAAUGUCACCUCUCUUGAAGCAAAAAUAAUCGAACUUAAUAAAGAGAUGGAAUUAUU
Cuscuta campestris is the source of this 3472-nucleotide messenger RNA. Lineage: Eukaryota; Viridiplantae; Streptophyta; Magnoliopsida; Solanales; Convolvulaceae. The record is from the annotation of a GenBank genome assembly.